UUGUACGGGAAAGAGAUUACAGUCUAAUUAUCCAGAUUAUACUUUCUUGUGACAAGUUGGUGAAGGGAUUUGGUGGACGAUGGGCUCAAGACAGAAAGGGUUGAUAUAUUCUUUCUUGGUUUUCUUCCCUUCUUCAUCUCCCUCUUCCUUCGCUCCUCCCUCGAGUAAUCAUGGUGGAAGAAGAUGAUGAAGAUUGAAGAGGAAGUGAUUAUGAUUUUAAUGGAGCUAUGUGAUAGAAGAAGAAUGAACAGCAACUAAUGGCAGCAGUUAUUACACUUCUUGGACAACAUUUUAUAGCCAAGGUGCAAAUUUAAGGUUUGCAUUUUGUAUCUGGUAUCGCAAUCUCUAAAGAACCCGCCAGGUAAAGAAAGACAAGGGAGGUCACUGAAGGAGGAAUUACAGUUAGUUUCUUUCCCUUUAUUUUGGGGUACCCCUCCUAUUGUUGCAGCAAGUCUUGAUCAAGCAUAUAUCCCGUAAAGCAAAUCUCUAGGCAGACCAAUUAUUGCUGAGAUAUAAGCGGGCAAGCAGCUAGUAAUUUCUUGCAGCUGUAAUUUACAAUUGAAUUACUGAGGAAGGGAAAGGAAGGGAUGUCAUCGAAAUUUCUUGCCAUCCCUGUCCCUAGAAAUGUUUCCUUUGCAAUCUCUGACCUGAAUCAUCACCAUCAUCAUCGUCAUCGUCAUGCUUCUAGUAUCUUCCUCCUACCAGCCAUUUUCUUUAAUUCCAAAAAAUGGUCUCCAGCUUGUACCUCUCCUUUGAUUUUACCAAUUCCAAGGAAGAUAGCCCUUCAUCCCCUGCCCUCGCUGCCGCCAUCAUCGUCGUCUUCUUUCUUCUGUAAUGAGGAGGAGGAAGAAGAGACAGCAAGAGAGGCCGUGCGGCAGUAUCUUGAGCAAGAAGUCGGUGUUUCAAAGGAUGAAUCUCUUCGAAUCUCUUCCAGCUCUCCCAAGUACAUUGCCAUGUUGAUUCACAGUGUUCAAGACCUCGACCAAUUGUCCUCCUCCUCUGGUGAACUAGCAUUUUGGUCCUCUGGUGCCCCUCUAUCCUUUAUGGACAAGAUUUACCAAAUGGCCAAAAGAAAAGGCGAUAAGGGUAUGCUCCCCUACUUGGAGAGCAUUGGACUUACUCUCUCUUCUGCUUCCCACUUAGCUCGAUAUCUCUCCUCCCGUACACUUCCUACCCUAAUUCAUCAGGUUAAGUAUGUGAAGGAAAUCUUCUUUUCUGACAGUGAUGAUCAAGGGCUUAUUGGGAAGUAUGCCCGCACCAUGAUGAUGAACCUAUCGAUUUCUGUAGAUGAGGAUGUGCAGCAAACUCUGUCUUUUUUCGAGAAGAUUCAAGCACGGCGUGGAGGUCUGAAUUUGUUGGGUUCCUGGGAUGCGUCGUUCCCACAGCUUAUUGAAUCAUUUCCUGGCCUUCUGCAGCUACCUAUAGAAUCCCAUGUGAAGUUAAUGGUGGAAUUCCUUCACCAUAUUGGUGUUCCUGAGGGUUGCUUGGGAAAAUUAUUUCUGUUGUUUCCACCCCUAAUAUUCUAUGACAUUGAGAAGGAAGUUAAACCAAGACUGCUGGCCCUACGAAAGGUUGGUGCAGAAGAUACUGAUUUUGGCAUGCUAUUGCUCAAGUAUCCAUGGAUUCUUUCCACAAGCAUUCUUGAAAACUGUGAAAACGUGUUAGAUUUCUUUGAUAAGGAGAAGGUACCACAAGACAGUGUUACUAAUGCAAUAAAAUUCUGGCCACUUCUAUUGGGUUGCUCAAUCAAUAAGCUGAAGGUGAUGGUGGAACAUUUCAGUGAAUUACACAUUGCAAAUAAAAAGUUGGGUCGAAUAAUUGCUAGGAGUCCUCGACUGCUGCUGCAGAAACCUGAGGAAUUUCUUGAGGUGGUAUUGUUCUUUAAAGAUCUGGGCCUUGACAAGGCAAGUGUUGGUAGGAUACUUGCUCGCCGUCCUGAGAUAUUUGCUGGAAGCAUUGAGGAAACUCUUAAGAGAAAGCUUGCUUUCAUCUCCAGCAUAGGAGUUUCUAGAAAUCAGCUCCCACGAGUUAUUAAAAAAUAUCCAGAUUUUUUUGUCUGUGAUGUUGAUCGCGCUCUACGUCCUAGGAUGAUGUACUUGAUGCAGAUUGGUCUAUCAAAGAAGGAUGUGGGGUUUAUGGUCCGUAGAUUCUCUCCAUUGCUUGGUUACAGCAUUAAAAAUGUUUUGAGGCCUAAGACACAGUUCCUUGUAGACGUUAUGGAAAAGCCAUUGAGUGACUUGGUUGACUAUCCGAGGUACUUCAGUUACUCGUUGGAGAAGAAGAUAAAACCGAGAUUUUGGGUGCUGAAAGGCAGAAAUUUGGAAUGUAGCUUGAAAGACAUGUUGAAUAAAAAUGAUGAGGAGUUUGCAGCUGAGUUUAUGGGUGUUGGAAGGAGGCUUGCCUCACCAAUUGAAUGAUUAUCGGGUGGUUGCUUGUGGCAUUGCUGCAGAUUUGUAGCUCUUUUUGUUUAGAGGUAAAUACCCGCUUCUUUUACACAAGUAGGCAUCAUGUAUUCUAUUCGAAUGAAUAAAAAAACUUGUUCUGGCACAAGGCAUCAUAUACUUGUUCGAAGAAGGCCUAUUUUUUUCACGUUUUGAUGUUCGAAGAAGGCCUAUUUUUUUCACUGUUUGUAAAACGUCAUCCCUCCUCUCCACCUCCAAAAGAGGGAAAAAGUGAAAAGCAAAAUGAGAAAAAAGAAAAGGAGACAGGACAGGUUCUUUAGUACCUGUAACCUCUCAUAUAUGCAUCCUCAGAAAUAAUAAAUCCUUUUACCACCUGUUUGGUAAUA
Messenger RNA from Coffea eugenioides, 2788 nucleotides. RefSeq names its product transcription termination factor MTERF2, chloroplastic. Gene Ontology annotation, biological process: regulation of DNA-templated transcription. The record is from RefSeq and is a predicted model, not a curated record. Gene Ontology annotation, molecular function: double-stranded DNA binding. Lineage: Eukaryota; Viridiplantae; Streptophyta; Magnoliopsida; Gentianales; Rubiaceae. Bases 588 to 2417 code for a protein of 609 amino acids. The transcript has 13 exons.